UUGGUGUUUUUUUAUGGCAACUUCCUCAGGGAAGCUGGGAGCCUGGCAGGCAAACCAGAGCGAGAGAGCCCAGGCUGUGCCGGGGGCUUCGGGCUGGGCUGGGCCAAGCCCCGGGGAGGGUCUGGCGAGCGCAGAGACCGCCCAGCUCAUGGCACGGGUGAGCGGCGGCUCCGCCCCGGGCUGGGCUGGGCGAGGGAGCGGAGCCGCUCCCGGUCCCGCACCGCCGGGAAGCAUCCCGGAUCCAUCCCGGGUCCAUCCCGGGUCCCGGGGCUGCCCUCUGGACCCGCAGGGACCCCCGGGCAGCGGCGGGGGGCCGGGAGCAUCGCGGGCUUGGGGAGACCCGUGGAUCCCGGGGCUGAGUGGGGACCCCCGGGCGGCGCGGGGGGCUCUGCCCGGUCCCCACCGCCGGCCGGGCGGGCCCCGGGGGUCGCAGGGUCCCCCCUGCCCCGUGGGAGCGGACAGAGCUCGGCGGAUGCCGGGGCCGCCCGGGGGUCCCCGCAGAUCCCUGAGGAUUUGUACCUGUGCAGGCUGUCCCCUCGCAGGGAGCGUUUGCCAUGGACGCUGGGCACGUGAGCAGAUCCCGCUUCAGUGUGGCCUCCAGCCCGCCGCGGUGGGAGAUCGGGCUCUACGCCGCCGGCGCCUUGGCGCUGCUGGGAAUCGCAGCCAUCAACCUGUGGAAGCUCUGGCGCUCCGGGAGCUACCCGGCCCCUUCCCCCUUCCCGAACUAUGACUACCGGUACCUGGAGCAGAAGUACGGAGCGGCGUGCCCGGACAUCAGGAACAAGCGAGGGCUGGCCCCGGGCUCGCAGCGGGCACCAGGCCGGAGCUCUUCAUCCCGAAAGAGCAGCCUGAGGGCAGAGGACACCUUGGAGAGCAUCCAGGAGCUGGGCAGCCUGGAGCUGAUGGGCAGAGACCUGGGCCUGGCCCACUACGGCCCCCUGCGGAAAUCCAUCUCGGCCGACUCCCUCAACUCCAUCUCGUCCAUCGGGAACAACUUCGGGCAGGAUUUCACGGUGGGGCAGGUGGAGGUGUCCAUGGAGUACGACGGGAGGGCGGCCGCCCUGCACGUCAUGCUGCUGCAGGGCAAGGACCUGCUGGAGAAGGAGGACGCGCGCUUCGAGUCCUGCUUCAUGCGGAUCAGCCUCCUCCCGGCCGAGCAGAUCGUCGGCAUCUCCCGGAUCCAGAGGAGCUCCUACUCCGUGGCCUUCGACGAGCGCUUCUCGGUGCCGCUGGAUCCGGCGGCGCUGGAGGAGAACAGCCUGCGCUUCUCCGUCUUCGGCGUGGACGAGGACGAGCGCAGCGUCAGCACCGGCGUGGCCGAGCUCAAGCUCUCCGACCUGGACCUGGCCACGCGCCCCUUCAACGCCUGGCUCUACCUGCAGGACACCAACAAGGCGGUGGACACGGUGGGGGAGAUCCUGCUCUCCCUGAGUUACCUGCCCACGGCCGAGCGGCUCACGGUGGUGGUGGUCAAAGCCAAGAACCUGGUGUGGAGCAAUGGGAAGGUGACUGCAGAUCCCUUCGUCAAGGUGUACCUGCUGCAGGACGGGAGGAAGAUCAGCAAGAAGAAGACAGCGGUGAAGAGGGGAGACACCAACCCCGUGUUCAACGAGGCCAUGAUCUUCUCCGUGCCCGCCAUCGUGCUCCAGGAGCUGUCCCUGCGCGUGACGGUGGCCGAGAGCGGCGAGGACGGGCGCGGUGACAACACGGGCCACGUGCUCAUCGGGCCGGCGGCCAGCGGCAUGGGCACCACGCACUGGAACCAGAUGCUGGCCACGCUCCGCAAGCCCGUCUCCAUGUGGCACCCGCUCCGCAGGAACUAGGCCGCAUCCUGGGGACAGCGGGCCCGCAGCAGGGACUCGGUGACACCCACAAGGCCGAGCUGCCGAGGGGCCCAGAGCACCCGGAGCACGGAGAGAGCGGCUCCGUGGGCACGUUCCGGGUCACCCCCGCACGCGCGGGGCCAGAGCUGCCGGGAAGGAGCCAAAUGGACCAAAAGCGGCAGGAACGCCCCCAAACCGCGGCUCCCGAGCGUUCCGCGUGCUCCCAACGGCCUCGAAAUCCGCGGAAUCCUCAGACGGGGACUCUGAGAGAGGGAGAGGGGGGGAUUCCUUUGGAAGGUGGAUUUUGGGUGGGAAUCGUGAGGGCGGUGACAAAAGCCAGCCUGGCGUGGGUGGUGAUCCUGAGGGGAUCUUUUGCAGUGACUUUGGUGCGCUGUGCCAGGGUUGGAAUGUUUCCAGUGAGAAUGGAAAAAGGGAGCAAUAAGAGCAGAAAAUCAAUUGUUACAUACGGCUUCUCCUCCCAUCUGUUCCCCCACACAGUGAAUCCCUGCCCAUCUCCACUGCCUGGGAUUGGUUUCCAACCACUUGGUUUCCAACUUCUUGGGUUUGAGGUCAGAUCCAUGCUGGGAAUCAUCCCCCAAAGGGCCAGUAGGGCCAGGGGCAGCUUUUCCCACCCCAGUCACUUUUCCAACCCAAAUUCUCCCUCAGAGUGCUCAGCACAGCACUCCAAAUUCCUGCUACUUAACACAACUCUCACAACUGGGGAUUGUUUUUUCCAGCCCCAAAUCCUGGACUUGGGCUGUGACUUACCCUAGAACUCAUUUUAUCCAGAAUUCAGGCAUAGAGAGGAACAUUUUAGCCUUGUGGCCCAAGGCAGGUGAGAAAAGUCCCUCAUUUUAUAAUUUUUAAGCCCAACUCCUGUUUCAGAAGGAAGGCAGAGGAAAAGCCUGUGUGGAUCCUGUCUGCUGCUGGGCUCUGGCCCAAGCCAGGCUUGGGAUUUUUUGGGAGCUAAUUCCCACUCUGGUUUGUGGAGGGUGAUGGAGCCCCUCAUGGCACAGGCUGGAGAGCAGAGGAUGCACUGGGGCCACAUCCCUCCUUGCCUGGAGCCUUGGCUUUUCCCUGUCUGCAGGAUGCUGGUGAGAAGCCAGG
Molecule: messenger RNA, 2930 nt
Organism: Onychostruthus taczanowskii (white-rumped snowfinch)
Lineage: Eukaryota; Metazoa; Chordata; Aves; Passeriformes; Passeridae
Gene: SYT12
Product: synaptotagmin 12
Exons: 8
Coding region: 555-1823 (422 amino acids)
Biological process (GO): calcium-ion regulated exocytosis; regulation of calcium ion-dependent exocytosis; cellular response to calcium ion
Molecular function (GO): clathrin binding; calcium-dependent phospholipid binding; phosphatidylserine binding
Source: RefSeq, a predicted model, not a curated record